AAACCUUUUCUCAAACAGAUUCAUCAUUCUUUCCAAAACACACUUGCCUUUGCAUUCAUCAGUUCAAUUUUGUUUCCUGCUUCAUUUCUUUUACUGCUAUUCAACCCAGAACUUGAGGCGCCAUGGCCAUGUCGAUUAGAACAAUCACAACAACAGCAGCACUUACUCCUAACAAUUCUAGAUCAUCACUAGUUCAUCAUAAUCUCAGAUUGAACCAGAGGGAAUCAUGUCAUUUUCUUGGAAAUCGUAACUUGCGGUCAUCUAGUACGAGCCUUCAGAGAUUUCAGAUUGGCAGCAAGAUUCUGCUAAUGGUGGUCAACAGCGUUGACCCCAGGACCCCUCCUCUUCCUUCUGAUCCUUCCGGUGGUGGUUCUUGGAAAAUGUGGCUUUUUGGUAUUCUUUUCUCAGUAAUUAUACCCUUUACAAAGAACAAAUGGUACCCAUUACUCAAGUUGAAAGAACAAGUGGAGACGGCGUUGGAUGCCGCAGAAGAAGUCGCGGAGAUUGUGGAGAAGGUGUCUGAGAAAGUGGAGGAGGUUGCCGACGAGAUCGGCAAUCAUCUUCCGGAAGGUAAACUCCGACAUGCUGCCAUGCUUGUGGAGGAAUUAGCUGAUAAGACAGGCAAGGCUGCGGCCCUUGCUGAUGAUAUCAUUGAGAAGACUGAAGAAGUGGAAAGAGAGGUAGACGAUAUCAUUGAGAAGGCCAAUGAGAAAAAGAAGGAACACAAAAUUAAAGAAACGACUACCAUGCAAGCUGAUAAUAUUAAAAAUGAGACAGUUGAGAACUGAGACAGCUAAUCGCUAGCUCAAAUACAUACAUGUAAAUCAUGUAUUUAUCAUUUGGAUUGUUAACGUAGUCAUGACUCAAUAUUUUUUUAUUUGUAAACAUCUUGGA
Messenger RNA from Argentina anserina (silverweed cinquefoil), 894 nucleotides. RefSeq lists its product as uncharacterized. The transcript has 4 exons. Lineage: Eukaryota; Viridiplantae; Streptophyta; Magnoliopsida; Rosales; Rosaceae. The record is from RefSeq and is a predicted model, not a curated record. The coding region runs from base 123 to 788 and encodes 221 amino acids.